Messenger RNA from Leucoraja erinaceus (little skate), 1216 nucleotides. RefSeq lists its product as uncharacterized. NCBI's taxonomy places the organism in Eukaryota, Metazoa, Chordata, Chondrichthyes, Rajiformes, Rajidae. Gene Ontology annotation, biological process: regulation of apoptotic process. Bases 245 to 1069 code for a protein of 274 amino acids. The transcript is spliced from 7 exons. The record is from RefSeq and is a predicted model, not a curated record.
GCUUGGUGCAUUCCAGAGAUGCUUUGACAAAGGGCUACGUCGAGAGUGGAGGCGUGCCAAUUUGGUAUUGUGGAUCCAUGUAUCCGCACACCUUGGUCCUUCGAGCCUUUGUCCGCUCCUUCAGGGCAGCAAGGAUAUUCGUGGGCAAGACUGCCUGGAGAGUCACAGUCUUGUGGAUUAUUCACGGAGCUGUGUGCUGUGCUCACCACCCACCCUGACCUGAGGAGGGAUCAGGCUGACCAACAUGACAAUGGAGUGCCCAAUGUGUGGCCGUGACUUUCCCGAGAGCCAGCUAGAGCACCAUGCAUGGUCAUGUGAUGGAUGGUACAUGCCCACUGAUGUCACUUCAGAGUGGGCGCAGGAGGGUGAAGCGGUGGGCGAGUGCCCGUUGUGUUUCUGCCCAUUCUCCGCGGAACAGAUGGCGGAGCACGCUGCCUUCUGCAACGGCCCCAGUUGCGUGGUGUUACCGGAUGGAGCGAUCUCCUGCCACAGCCGGCAGCAGGAGCAGGAUCCCACGAGCUGCAGCCAGCAUCCAGAGGAAGAUGCCUCCACCCAGGUCACCAGUAACAUCAUGCAACUGUUUCGCAGCUACGCCAAUGUAACGGAGCCAGUAGUUCCAAGUGCUGCAGUGGGCAGCGUGGUUCCCAGGACUAGCGGGAAUGAAGACAGAACUUCGCAGAACGUAUCUGACGUGGUAGCGCAUUUGAUAAAAGUGGGAGGCCAGUUAGACAAUGACGUUGAAUUAAAUAGAUUAUUACAGCCCCUCCUGAACGGCAACGCGCCCCUACAAGUGCUCCAGGCGCUGAUCAAGGGCAUUUUCGGCAAAGGCAACUUCUCCAGCUAUACGCCAUUCAUCUUUCUCUUCUACCUGUCCAAGCGAUUUUUGCCAGGAAUCUUGGAAAGCGAAUUGUGGGCUACUUUUAUUAAAUGGUUGGAAACAUUCGUUAUUGAAGUGGUGGCUCCAUGGAUCAGCAAGAUGGGCGGAUGGGAAGGGCUACUCUAUGCCCUCGGGGGUCUCCUGGCCGCGGGCCUGGUGGCGGGGCUGAAAAUGCUGCUCACAAAGUCAUAGAUUAGUGAACCUGCCACGGCCACAUCAGUGUCCCUAGACCCAUAUCAGCUUCCAAGAUCCAUAUCAGCUUUCCUGGGCCAUAUCAGCUUCCUAGACCCAUAUCAGCCUCCCAGGGCCAUAUCAGCAUCCUAGGGCCAUAUCAACUUC